Molecule: messenger RNA, 1910 nt
Organism: Ornithorhynchus anatinus (platypus)
Lineage: Eukaryota; Metazoa; Chordata; Mammalia; Monotremata; Ornithorhynchidae
Gene: POFUT4
Product: fucosyltransferase 11
Exons: 3
Coding region: 1-1458 (485 amino acids)
Cellular component (GO): Golgi membrane
Molecular function (GO): alpha-(1->3)-fucosyltransferase activity
Source: RefSeq, a predicted model, not a curated record
AUGGCGGCCGCUAUGGCGGCGCUGUGGGCCGCCUGGGCCUGCUGGGCGGCGGCGGCGGCGGCGGCGGAGGAGGAGGAGGAGUGGGCCGAGCCGUGGGACGGCGCCGUCUUCCAGCCGCCGGCCCCGCUGGGCCGCGUAGGCGUAGCGGGCCCGGCCCCGGCGGAGCCCCGGCCCGACGCCGCCGACCUGCCGGUGCUGCUGUGGUGGAGCCCCGGCCUCUUCCCGCACUUCCCCGACGACACGGAGCGGAUCGAGUGCGGCCGCGGCGCCUGCCUGGCCUCCCGCGACAAGCGGCGGUGGCGGGACGGGCGGACCCGCGCCCUCCUCUUCUACGGCACGGACUUCCGCGCCUCGGAAGCCCCGCUCCCGCGCCUGCCGCACCAGAGCUGGGCGCUGCUGCACGAGGAGUCGCCGCUCAACAACUUCCUCCUCAGCCACGGCCCGGGCAUCCGCCUCUUCAACUUCACCGCCACCUUCAGCCGCCGGUCGGACUACCCGCUGGCGCUGCAGUGGCUGCCGGGGGUGGCUUACCUCCGGCGCGCCGCGCCCGCCCUCCAAGAGCGCCGGGCCUGGCGGCGCCGCGGCUACGCGCCGCUCGUCUACCUGCAGUCCCACUGCGACGUGCCGGCCGACCGCGACCGAUACGUGCGCCAGCUCAUGCGAUACAUCCCGGUAGACUCCUACGGGAGAUGUCUGCAGAACCGCGAGCUGCCCACGGCCCGGCUGCGGGACACGGCCACCGCCACCACGGAGGACGCGGAGCUCAUGGAUUUCCUGUCGCGGUACAAGUUCCACCUGGCCUUGGAGAACGCCAUCUGCGAGGACUACAUGACGGAGAAGCUGUGGCGCCCCAUGCACCUGGGCGCCGUGCCCGUGUACCGGGGCUCCCCCUCGGUGCGGGACUGGAUGCCCGACGGCCGCUCCGUCAUCCUGGUGGACGACUUCGAGACCCCGCGGGAGCUGGCGGAGUUCAUCGACUUCCUGGACAAGAACGACGACGAGUACGUGAAGUACCUGGCGUACAAGCGGCCGGGGGGCAUCACCAACCGGUUCCUCCUCGACAGCUUGGCGCGGCGAGAAUGGGGCGUCAACGACGCGACGCUGCCCAGUUACCUCAACGGCUUCGAGUGCUUCGUCUGCGACCGGGAGAUUGCCCGCCUGGAGGCCGAGAGGGCCCACAGGGCCUCGCCCCGGACCAGCCCCGCCCCGGAGCCGCGCGUCGCCCACCACUCGCACAUGGGCUGCCCCGUGCCGGUGCCCGGGUUUGGGAGCGUGGAGGACAUCCCCGAGAACGACAGCUGGAAGGAGAUGUGGCUUCAGGAUUACUGGCAGGGCCUCGACCAGGGUGAGGCCCUGACUGCUAUGAUUCACAACAACGAAACCCAUCAGGGAAGAUUUUGGGAUUACAUGCAUGAGAUCUUCCUCAAGAGACACCAGCAUCUCCGACCCCCUUCCUGAUUGUGCUUUACUUUGUCCGGGAGACAGUCAGGAUGCUAUUGGCCAACUAAAACCUCACCUGAGAGCCCAGACAUCCCAGUGAACUUUGGACGCUGUUUCUCUUACAGUGAGAGGAGAAUUUGUUCCCUGUUCCUUCUCGUUUUCAAAUCUACCUGCCAAACCCACACACUCGGGUGGCUCUGAAAGUGGCUUUUCAACCAAGGAUAGCAGGGCCAACAUCUCCUCAGUAAGCGAGGAAUUCAGGUCGGUUUAUUCAGUGACAGGAGGCAACCCCUUCUUGGCACCCCCCAGGCCCCAGACUGAAACAACCUAAUUGGUUUGACGGUGCUGAUCACCAGAGUUGGGGAGAAUUACAUAAAAGACCAGUUAUCUCUCCAGUCUCUUCAUCCUCUGAGAUGAGACCAAAAGUUAGCAGUUUAAUAAUAAUAAUAGAAAUUAUUAUUAUUAUGGUA